Molecule: messenger RNA, 2487 nt
Organism: Thalassophryne amazonica
Lineage: Eukaryota; Metazoa; Chordata; Actinopteri; Batrachoidiformes; Batrachoididae
Exons: 3
Biological process (GO): DNA integration
Molecular function (GO): nucleic acid binding
Source: RefSeq, a predicted model, not a curated record
CCAAACAGUGCUCCCAAAUUCUGCCCACCACGCAAUGUGCCAUAUGCUCUCCGACCGCGAGUGGAGGCCGAGCUGAAACGCCUGACUGAGCUUGGCGUCAUCUCACCUGUGGUGCAUAGUGACUGGGCUACACCCAUGGUGCCCGUGAACAAAAAGGAUGGCACCGUGAGACUCUGUGGGGAUUUCAAAGUCACCCUCAACCUAGCUCUGUACAUCAAGAAGUACCCAAUCCCCCGUAUUGAGGACUUGUUCGCUUCUCUCACUGGAGGUCAACGCUUCAGUAAGCUGGAUCUGUCCAAUGCGUAUCUACAGAUGGAAGUAGAAGAGAUCUCCAAGAAGCUGCUGACCAUCUCAACACAGAAAGGACUUUUCUGCUUCAACCGCUUACCGUUUGGGGUAGCGUCAUCGCCCGCCUUGUUCCAGAAGGCAAUGGACCAGGUGCUCCUCGGGCUGCCACACACUCACUGCUACCUGGACGACAUACUUGUCAGUGGUCCUGACAAGCAGACACAUCUGAAAACCCUGGAUGCAGUACUCAGCAGGCUAGAGGAAUACAGCCUGCACCUCAAGCAAAAGAAAUGUCUCUUCUUCCAGGAGUCCGUGGAAUACCUGGGCCACAUCAUCGAUGCUGCUGGGCUUCACAAGUCACUGGAGAAGGUACGCGCCAUCAUGGAAGCACCAGCACCAGGCGAUAAAGCUAAGACACUCCUGGUAUCACAAGAGGUGCUCACACACUACAACCCUGAACUGCCUCUCCGCCUCGCUUGCGAUGCUUCACCCUAUGGGGUCGGAGCUGUCCUCUCUCAUGUCAAGCCGGAUGGCGAUGAAAAACCCAUCGCCUGUGCAUCCAGAACUCUCAGCAAAGCAGAACAAAAUUAUGCUCAGAUUGAGAGGGAGGCGUUAGCGAUAGUCUUUGGACUACGCAAGUUCCACCAGUACCUGUAUGGCAAUACCUUCACUCUACUCACUGACCAUCGCCUGCUUACAACCAUCCAUACAGGAAAGGGGCCGUACAUGCCAACGCUGGACUGUCGAGGUUACCACUUGCUCAUGCCCCCAGUGAGAAACAAGGUGCAGUGGAGGUGUUCUACACGUCACAGUUGGACACAUUGCCAGUCAGCAACGCCGACAUCAAGCGUCACACCAUGUCUGACUCCACCCUGUCCUGUGUCAUGGAAAUGGUCACAACUGGCCAUUUUCCAGCGCCGCCAUGAUCUCACUGUGCAGCACGGAUGCCUCAUGUGGGGUUUGAGAGUGAUUGUGCCCCCCAAACUAUGCCCCCGGGUGCUGAAAGAGCUACACUCUGCACACCCAGGUGUAGUAAGGAUGAAGAGCUUAGCUCGCAGCUACGUGUGGUGGCCAGACAUUGACUCCCAGAUCGAGCACCAAGCAAGGUCAUGCCACUCAUGUCAGCGUGUGCAGAAAGACCCUGGCCUAGUACCCUUACACCCGUGGAUGUGGCCAUCCAGUCCCUGGGAAUGGAUACAUGUGGACUUUGCCGGUCCAUUUGAAGGGCACAUGUACCUGGUCGUGGUGGACGCACACUCCAAAUGGCCCGAGGUACACAUCAUGGAUAGCACCACAUCCAGCAAGACCAUCCAAGUGCUUAGGGGAUUUUUUAGUUGCUAUGGCAUUCCACACAGUCUUGUGAGUGACAACGGCCCUCAGUUCUGCUCUGAGGAAUUCAGCAUGUUUCUGAAAGCCAAUGGAGUCAAACACAUUCGCUCAGCACCGUACCACCCUGCCUCCAAUGGCUUGGCAGAGCGAUUUGUGCAAACCUUCAAGCACGCUCUGAAAUCUUCCAGAGGAUCUACACCAGUGCAACAGCGUCUGGAUACGUUCCUCCUGACAUACCGCAACACCCCUCAUGCAACAACCAAGGAAAGCCCUGCAAUGCUGUUCAUCGGACGCAAGUUGCAUUCUCGAUUGGAUUUCUUGAAACCAAAUGUGGCUGGAGCAGUGCCCCAGUCACAAGAGGCUCAACAGCAACGACGCCAGCUACACUCUAAACAGAGACAGUUUGAAGGUGGUGAGCCAGUGCUCGACCACGAUUAUAGGAGGGGGGAGGAUAAGUGGACGCAAGCUGUGAUGAUUGAGAAGACCGGACCAGUGUCCUACAAGGUAAAUGUGGGAACACAAGGGGUCUGGAAGCGUCAUGUGGACCAGAUGCUGACUCGGCUCAAGUCAGACGCACCAGAAACUGCAGUGAGUCUUCCUGUGAGUUCUCCGUUGUCACUACCUCAGACAACCACACCUGGUGCCACACUUGACCCAAAUAUACCUCAACAGAAGGAGGCUACUGAUACAGUUCCACACACACCACAUGCACCACUCAAAACACCCAAGACACCACACACACUACCCAAAGCACCCAAGACACCACAGUCCACAGAAAUGGCACACACAGAAUGUACAGAGACAACAGGGACUGUACGACGAUAUCCUGUGAGGAUCACACGUCCACCACUCCGUUUCAGGGAUCAGUGA